CAAGAUGCUGUUAUGUUGGCAUAUCUAUUAGAAUAUUAUGCUGAACAUUCCAUGGGUCAUAUUGGUUGGAUGAUUAAUGUUACAAAAAUUCUUCCAGAAUUAUCUAAACACGAUUAUGGUAUAUACUUAGUGAUUUUUGUUAUUUUAAUUUAUUGCAUUUUUUAACUAAUUACGUGGAAUCAUUAUACUAUAAACCGUGUUUUGGAAAAAUGAAAUAUAAUCUUCCAAUUAAAACAUUUGAUACACUAUCAGUUAGUCAAGAUACAUUAGAAGUAUAUAUACCACUUACUCAGCUUAUAUCAACAGAUUAUUCGACUAUUUUGAAAUAUAUGAAAUAUAAAAAAAUAAGAGAUGAUUUAUUACCCGAUAUUUGUAUGGUUCCACUUCCAAAUUUUACAAAUUACUAUUCAAAAAUAAAGGGGGAAAUU
Molecule: messenger RNA, 428 nt
Organism: Rhizophagus irregularis DAOM 181602=DAOM 197198
Lineage: Eukaryota; Fungi; Glomeromycota; Glomeromycetes; Glomerales; Glomeraceae
Source: RefSeq, a predicted model, not a curated record